This is a messenger RNA of Lolium rigidum, 1091 nucleotides long. Its product is annotated as alkylated DNA repair protein ALKBH8 homolog. Bases 1 to 1035 code for a protein of 344 amino acids. Gene Ontology annotation, molecular function: demethylase activity; RNA binding; oxidoreductase activity. The record is from RefSeq and is a predicted model, not a curated record. The transcript is spliced from 6 exons. Lineage: Eukaryota; Viridiplantae; Streptophyta; Magnoliopsida; Poales; Poaceae. Gene Ontology annotation, biological process: oxidative demethylation.
AUGGCGAAGUCCGGCUACACGCGCCCGCCGCCCAUCGCCGAGGCCACCGCUCCCAGCGCCAUCCUGUUCGUGGCCAACUGCGGGCCGGCGGUGGGGCUGACCCACGACGACGUCGCCGCGGCCUUCGGUGCCUUCGGGGAGGUCGAGGGGGUCAGCGCCGCCGACGACAGCGGCGCGCGCGUCAUCGUCCGGUUCCGCGAGCCCGCCGCCGCGGGGGCCGCGAUGGUCGCGCUCCACGGGCGCCCCUGCGGCCGCCUCGCCGGGCGCGUGCUGCACAUACGCUACUCGGUGCCGGCCCCCAAGCCCAAGGCCCCGGCCGGCGUCUCCCUUCCGGUGGCCCUGUCGUCGUCUGAGCUCGGUAUCCCGGGCAUUCACUUGGUCGAGGAGUUCGUCACUGCUGCAGAGGAACAGGAACUUCUUGACGCUGUGGAUAGCAGACCGUGGAAAAGAUUGGCCAAAAGACGAGUUCAGCAUUACGGUUAUGAGUUUCUGUAUGAAACGAGGAAUGUUGAUUCGAAGCAGUUCCUGGGUGAAUUGCCAUCUUUUGUUUCGAAAAUCCUUGAAAAAAUUGUUACGUUCCCUGGCGCGAAGAGCUGUACUACUAAACUGGUCGAUCAAUUAACAGUAAAUGAAUAUCCUUGUGGUGUAGGUUUAUCUCCACAUAUAGACACACACUCAGCAUUCGAAGAAAUGAUCUUCAGCCUUUCUUUGGCUGGACCUUGCAUUAUGGAGUUUAGACAAUAUCCUAAAGGCAGUUGGCGUGCUCCAAGUAUGGUCAAUGGAACUGAUGAAACUAGCAUCCAAGGUCCACAAUGCAUUAGGAAAGCUGUCUUCCUUCCUCCUCGGUCGAUGUUACUGAUGUCUGGAGAAGGCCGAUAUGCUUGGCAUCACUAUAUACCACACCAUAAGAUUGAUGAUGUGGCUGGUCAAGUCAUUAAAAGAAGUUUGCGGCGGGUUUCUUUCACAUUCCGAAAGGUGAGAAUGGGCCUUUGUGAUUGUGAAUAUGGGCAAUUUUGUGAUUCUCAGAGUAAGUAAGAUAUGAAGAUUGGCUUAAGGCUAAAAUUUUGGACAUCGCCUGCUAAAUCGUUGGC